UCGCACGCAAACCUUUCCCAUCAUCACACCAUCAUCACAUUUUCAGUACCGUAACUACCGUAUCCAUAAUACAUAUGUGACAAAUUCAAAAGAAAACAAGGGUUUGGGAGGUGGGGCGAGUCAUAUAGUGUCGUCUGUAUAGGAAAUAGGAAUCACGAAUCAGAUCCGUAUCGCUGACCGCUCAGCGAGCUCGCCGCCGCUCGACGGUUCGACCGACUGUGUUGUCCGAUAUAUACGUCCGUUAUUGUUGUCCGUACAGUCGUGUUCGUUAAUAGCAGCCGGUUUUUCAGCACAACGCCAGCCCUCUGCUCCUUCGCGACGUCAGAGUAGUUCCUCCGUAUUUUUAAUACACUUGAUUUUUUUUUCUUGUCUCCCAGUAUUAUACCAUAUAGGAAAUUUGUGCCGAUUCUUCGCGUCAUGUUCCUCAUCAUUCUCCAUCAAUAACGUGCUUGGAAAUUUAUUUUAUCUCCUGAAGCAUUUCAUAUAUUGACGAAAACUCGCGGCGGUCGUCACAAAAGUGAUGUCCCGAAUAAUUUGAAAAACUAAACAAAAGUAAAAAAAUCUCCAAAAAUUGCGCGUUACUUGGUUCGAAUAGAGAACCGCGAUCGCCGGGACGCGUUAUAAUACUACAUUGUGAAAGGAGCAAACAAUUAAACACACGGUAUACAGUGUCAAAUUUUUCUCUGGCGCAAAGUAUGCAAUUCUGGAAAUAAAUAAAAAAUAAAAAAUAAAAAAGAAAAAAGCGAAAGAAUAGAGUGGGGAACGAGAAUCGGAAGGGUGAGACGGAAAAAAGGGUGAAGGAACGCUCCGAAGGUCCCGCGAAACCCGACUAUCUCUCGGUGUCUCUUGCUCCUCGGGGCCGUUCAACCUUCCUUUUAUACGGGAACGUCGUAAAAAAAACGUAAAAAAGGCGACGUUCGAGCUCACUAAACGAACAGUGCAAAGACGACUUCGGUCGUUCUCGCGCGUGCAUCAGUCGACGACUAGCCGUCGAGGGUUUUUGCGACUAGCCCUAUCGCGGAAAUUACAGGCAAGACGACUCUCUUCCCCCCUCCCUCGCCGCCCCACCGCUGUUCUUCCUUUUUCCUGUACGCUCUUUUUUUCUCUCUUCACUUCACCUUGUCUCUAUGUUACAUAUGAUUGUAAAGGCAGUGAGCAUCGAGCUAGUGCAUCCUCGAAACCGCAGGGAUAAAUCGUCUUGGCUGCUCUUCGAGUUUCUAACCCCGCAAACGGGUUCUACUCUUUAUUUUUCUCGCGUGUUCGUAUAACCGUUGACAUUGAUUUCUCCGAACGGAAAAAAAUACAUCCGUCAUAACUUUUCAUUCAUUAUUAAUUCUUUUACGGGGACGGUGCGCUCUCUCUCUCUCUCUCUCUCUCUCUCUCUCUCUCUCUCUCUCUCUCUCUCUCUCUCUCUCUCUCUCUCUCCGCACGUGCGUAAUCACGAAUUCCUUACAAGAGUGGUGUUGAAAGAAAAAAAAAACGGAAUGACGGGGUUAUGGUACACGGGAUGCGCCACACCACGGUAAACGCGGGCAAUUUAUUCCUUCGACUACGUGAAUGUCGGACGUAGGCGAGCUCAAUUGGUUUAAGUUGGGCCAAGCAUGCCCUCGAAGAAGCAGUACAACCUCGUGCACAAUGACGAGUACGACACGCGAAUACCGCUUCACAGCGAGGAGGCUUUUCAUCGCGGAAUCAUUUUUCACGCCAAGUUUAUCGGAUGUAUGGACGUACCACGGCCUACCAGCAGAGUUGAGAUUGUGGCGGCGAUGCGAAGGAUUCGGUACGAAUUCAAGGCGAAAGGUAUCAAGAAGAAAAAAGUCACGCUCGAGGUAUCGGUCGACGGUUUAAAAGUAACGUUACGAAAGAAAAAGAAAAAACAACAAUGGAUCGACGAGAACAAAGCAUUUCAAAUGCAUUAUCCGAUUUAUAGGAUAUUUUACGUAUCUCAUGACAGUCACGACCUCAAGAUCUUUAGUUACAUCGCUCGGGACGGGAACAGUAACUCGUUCAAGUGCAAUGUUUUCAAAUCUAGCAAAAAGAGUCAAGCAAUGAGAGUCGUGAGAACGGUUGGCCAAGCUUUCGAAGUUUGCCAUAAAUUGAGUUUAAAUGCGCCCGUCGAAGAUCGUGAUCAGGAUAUCGAAAAGAUGAUGAAAAAUCGUGGACGCGGCGGCGGCGGGGGCGGCGGCUGCGAUGAUGAUCGUCUACUUCGUAGCGACGACUAUGAUGAUCAAGACGACGACAUAACGAACGAGCGACGACAAAUCAGAGAAGCAACAUCUCCGUCGCCGAAUGUUCACAAAGACAUAUCGCUCAUCGGAGAUCUCGAGGAGCAAGUACGAGAACAAAGCCCUACGUCUGCGCCUUGUAUCCUGAGAACUCACGGAGCCUCGGCAUCGCCGAUCAGGCAAUCUCCAUCGGGGACGGCAAUCUCCGAUAGCGGGGAUCAUUUGCUCGUCGCUGGUGGGGAGCUGACCUCGCUUAGACACGAAAUACAAUUGUUGCGCGAAAGACUCGAUCAACAGGGACAACAAACUCGAGCUGCUGUAGCACACGCGAGGCUCCUGCAGGAUCAAUUAGCUGCCGAAACUGCGGCAAGAGUAGAGGCUCAGUCAAGAACUCAUCAAUUGUUGGUCCAGAACAAAGAAUUAUUGGAGCACAUAGGUUCGUUGGUUAGCCAUUUGCGCGAACAAGAGCGCGGUAGCCAGACGACGACGACUGGUCAAGCUCAAGUGUCUGGUGCAACUGGAAGUGCGACGUCGCCGCAAACGCCGACGAUUCCCGAUUUGUCGAGUCUCGGCCAGCCGAAUCCUGGACAAAGUUCGCCCUGGGAAUUGGAGCCAGCACCGGCUUUGGCUCGCCCCUCGUCGUCGUAUCUCCGCGAGUCUUUUUAUCCGGGGCCGGGGAUGGAUGUCCACGGGCUCAACAACUCGAGCGAUCAGUUGCAUUUCCAGAAUCAAUUGCUCGAUCGACUUGACAAUAUAAGCCCUCAUCAGCAGCAAAGAUCGCCCUACGAUACUCCUUACUCCCCUUACGCUACCACCGUAUGCCCUACGACUUUUUUACGCCCACUUGGCGUGAAUAAUAAUAAACCGUUCAAUUUCGUCAACGCCCAAACUCCGCCGCCGGUCUUGUCUUUGAGAGUUUCUCGAGCCAACGGUCCUGGUUACGCCUCUUAUUCUCCGAUUUUGUCUGACAAAAUCCCGAGUUUUGAUCCAAGCGAAAGCGACGAAUUGCUGCUGCUGCCAGCGGCGACUGAUUCGUUGGCUCCUGGUUUUAUCAGACCAUUGCCGUGCAGCGCCGACGGCGAAGAUGACGGCGAUGAAGGAGCAGGAGGGGGGGGAGCGACGACGCGGUGGGAAUCCUUGGCGAAGAGUUGUUCGCAGCGGGGAGCUUCGGAAAAUCAGGAAUCCCCGGGUAAGAAAAGCGACGGCGGAAUAGAAAGUGCCACCCAAAGACCAAUGAAUUUGGAAGCUCCACCACGAAGCCUCGAAACGUCUCCGGGACGAACGGUAAACGGCACCAGCAGCGGUGGAUCGUUAUCCACCGAAAUAAUAACAAGAGUUAUUCAAACCCAACGACAACGUCCCAAUUCGAGCUGUAAAAAUCACGUUAAAACAGUUUUAACGAGUUGCGGACCACCGCCUUCGAGGACGACGAGCGCCCGUUUACCUUUUCGGAAUGAUCUCAUGUCCCAGCAGGUACGAAGAACCGCCUGGGCUCGACACACGACCAAAUAGCCAAAUAGUUUUAUUAUAAUAUUUUCAUCGUCCCGCGCGUGCGAUGAAGAAUUUACUUUUCAUUAGUAUUUAUAAGAGGCUAAUAUUGCCCCGUUUUUGCGGGAACAAGAUGACCCGGCCCAUUCCCCAGAAAGAUUGUUCACCAUCAAAGAUGUAAUAUCGUUUUAUCAGUGGAAUAAAAAAAAAAAAUUUUAUUUGUGUACAAAACCAAAAAGCCAUUCGCUCGUUAUCAUCGUCGCUCCUUUAUCCAUAUCGCGAUGCUAGCGCUCAUUUUAUUUAUUAUAGAGGUGUAAUAAAAAGUAUAAAUAAAACUCUGUUGCUCUCGUAAA
Messenger RNA from Venturia canescens, 4066 nucleotides. RefSeq names its product carboxyl-terminal PDZ ligand of neuronal nitric oxide synthase protein. The record is from RefSeq and is a predicted model, not a curated record. Gene Ontology annotation, molecular function: nitric-oxide synthase binding. Bases 1602 to 3737 code for a protein of 711 amino acids. The transcript is spliced from 12 exons. Lineage: Eukaryota; Metazoa; Arthropoda; Insecta; Hymenoptera; Ichneumonidae.